UAAACUAAGUGAAGACAAAAGGAAUCAAAUAGCACAGUGGCUAUUGCAACAUAGUUCGAACGGCAAAUUGAAGUACGGGGCUAAGCAAGAGGCUGCCAGCUUCUUCAACACCAGUGACAGAACGAUCUAUACGAUCUGGAAGGUGGCAGCGGCGCAGCAUGCAGCAGGCAUUCCUAUCAAAUUAAAGAACAUGAAAAAAGGGUCAACUCACAAGGACAAAUUCAAACUCGAUGCAGAAAAGGUAAAAAGUCUUAGUGUUCUACAAAGAUCAUCCAUUAGAGUGAUGGCAUGUUCAUUAGGUGUUAGUAAGUCGCUUCUUCAUACUUGCGUGAAAAGGAAGGAACUUAGAGCACAUACCAAUUCAAUCAAGCCUUUCUAAACUACUCAAAACAAAAAAGCAAGGUUGCAAUGGAGCCUAUCACAGCUAAGUGAUGUGAGUGAGAUGGGAAUGAGGAAAUUUCAAACAAUGUUUAACACUAUACAUAUAGACGAGAAGUGGUUUUACCUAACAAAGACUAAGGAUAGGUAUUACCUUAUGCCGGAUGAGAAGGAACCAUAUAGAAGUUGCAAAUCUAAGAGAUUUAUUCUGAAAAUCAUGUUUGCAUCUGCCAUUGCACGCCCAAUCAUAGAUGAACAGGGCAAUGUUCUCUUUGAUGGAAAAUUGGGCAUUUUUCCAUUCACAAAUGAAGAGGCAGCGAAAAGAAACUCAAAGAACAGAUCCAAAGGCACUAUGGAAGUAAAACCAAUACCAAACAUCACAAAAAACAUCAUGAUGGAAUGCAUGAUCGCUAAGAUGUUACCUGCUUUUAAGGCUAAGUGGCCUACAUUUUCAAGCAAAGACAUUUUCAUACAACAGGACAAUGCGAAGCCACACAUCAAACCUGAUGACCCGGAGUUUCUAGCAGUUGCAAACUUAGAUGGUUUCAAUUUCCAACUAGUUUGCCAACCUGCGAACUCGCCGGACACCAAUGUCAAUGAUCUUGGUUUCUUUAGAGCAAUUCAAACAUUGAAGGACCAGAAACCAGCCAAGGAUGUCAAUGAAUUACUCAAAAAUGUUCAUGAAGCAUACUUAGAGUAUCCACCACAGAAAAUCAACCAUGUCUUCCUCACUCUACAGGGAUGUUACCACGAGAUACUCAAAGCUAAAGGGGAUAACAACUACACAAUCCCUCAUAUGAACAAAGAAAGAUUGGAAAGGGCAGGGACUCUACCAGAGACUCUACAAGUUGAUGAAGCACUAGUGCAAGAGUGUGUUGAGUACCUACAGGGACUACAAGAUAAUGGCAGCUAUGAAGAGGCAGCAAAUCAAACCAUGGAGGAAGCAGAGAUGCAAGAAAUCAUGGAGGGGCUCAUGCAUGUGCAAAUCAAUUAGAGUAGUGUAGGAAUUCCAUUUUGGGUUGGGUUUACAAAACCAAACAUCAUUCCAUGGCUUCAUUUUGUAUGUUUGGAAUGUAAACUUUUUAAGUGUAAGACAUUUUGUAUGUUUACAUCAUAAGAAACCUCCAAACUAAGUCAUAAACUUAGUGAUGGCUAUCUUAUGAGGUAAACAAUUCCCCUCA
This is a messenger RNA of Salvia miltiorrhiza (redroot sage), 1559 nucleotides long. RefSeq lists its product as uncharacterized. Bases 443 to 1372 code for a protein of 309 amino acids. NCBI's taxonomy places the organism in Eukaryota, Viridiplantae, Streptophyta, Magnoliopsida, Lamiales, Lamiaceae. The record is from RefSeq and is a predicted model, not a curated record. Gene Ontology annotation, molecular function: nucleic acid binding. The transcript is spliced from 2 exons.